AGCCUACCGUAGCCAUGCAGACAAUGUGAAACCCAAGCUUCUGCAUACAAGAUACGAAGGCAUGUCAGGCAUGGAUGAGGUGACUCUGGUAGCCAUGGCCGGUGUUGUAUGGGGCACCAUCUAUGGAUUGCUACAAUACAUGAUGCCGCGGCAGUCGAGUGAAUGGAACUGUAGGGUGCUGACAGUGAUGCACGCUGCUGCUUCCAUACUGCUGUCUGCCUGGUGUGUCUUCAUACAGGGACCAUGGCCAUUCACAAGUCCAGGUACUCCAAACACGGCCUUACAAGUGAUAACCAUGGGCAACAGCAUAGGAUACUUUCUGUUUGACAUCUGCUGGUGUGUUGUGUUGGGGUCAGAAGGACUGGUGAUGCUGUGUCAUCAUCUUGUCAGUAUUCUUGGUUUGUCGUGGUGCCUCUACAUCGGAGAGUCCGGCAUCGAGAUGGUGGCGACACUGUUCGGUGCGGAGCUCACGAACCCGAUGCUGCAGUACCGCUGGUUCCUCAGAGAGACCGGCCGCACGAAAUCACGCAUAUACGAGAUCAAUAACCUCGCAUUCGUGCUGUCGUUCGCCAUCCUGCGCAGCGGAUUCGGAACAUGGCUGCUGUGCACGCAUCUGACUAAUGACAAGCCGCGCAUGUCCGUCAAGUGCGGCGCCACGUCGUUUUACAUGAUAUCGCAGAUAUUUGUGAUUAAGAUCGGCGUGUACGCGCUUCGCAAGUAUCGAGUGAAGUUCAGGCUUCACUUGUGUGAACGGAAUCAGAGGAAGCUGUCAAGGAACUGUGACUGCCCGACAGUGAGUGCAAAAGAGGAGUGAGGAUCUAUUACUACCUCUUAGCAGACCAGGAUACAAUCUCUCUGUACACUGGCUAAACUUUACAUUUUUACAAAUGUCAACGUGUGUAUAGAGACUUAACGACCUUUCCAGAGUUGAGUGAAUCAUCUGUACACAGGCGUUUGUAUUAUUCAAAAGAAGAAGAGAAAUAACAAAUGCCGCGGAGCGACAGCG
Messenger RNA from Priapulus caudatus, 1006 nucleotides. RefSeq names its product transmembrane protein 136-like. Lineage: Eukaryota; Metazoa; Priapulida; Priapulimorpha; Priapulimorphida; Priapulidae. The record is from RefSeq and is a predicted model, not a curated record. The transcript is spliced from 3 exons. Gene Ontology annotation, cellular component: membrane. Bases 62 to 814 code for a protein of 250 amino acids.